This is a messenger RNA of Phasianus colchicus (ring-necked pheasant), 2906 nucleotides long. RefSeq names its product tetratricopeptide repeat domain 9 (gene TTC9). Gene Ontology annotation, molecular function: protein binding; protein folding chaperone. Gene Ontology annotation, biological process: protein folding; negative regulation of apoptotic process. Gene Ontology annotation, cellular component: cytosol; mitochondrial envelope; membrane. The record is from RefSeq and is a predicted model, not a curated record. NCBI's taxonomy places the organism in Eukaryota, Metazoa, Chordata, Aves, Galliformes, Phasianidae.
AUGGAGAGGGCGAGCCCGGCGGCGGGGAAGCUGAACGCCGGCGGCCGCGGGGCGGGCGAUGGGCACGGCCCCGCGGGGGGCAGCCAGCCGCGGGCGGCGGCGGCGGGCGGCGCGGAGCCGGGCGAGCUGAUCGGGCGGGCGCUGGAUUUCAAGAGCGAAGGGGCGCAGUGCUACAAGGACAAGAAAUUCCGGGAGGCCAUCGGCAAGUACCACCGCGCCCUGCUGGAGCUCAAGGCGCUGCUGCUGAGCCAGGAGCCGGGCGGGCAGCGCCCCGCCAACGCCGCCGCGGGCGGGCUGAGCGACGAGCAGCGGCAGGCGGUGGAGGCCAUCGAGAUCGACUGCUACAACAGCCUGGCAGCCUGCCUGCUCCAGGCCGAGCUGGUGAACUAUGAGCGUGUCAAGGAGUACUGCCUGAAGGUGCUGCAGAAAGAAGGCGAGAACUUCAAGGCACUCUACCGGUCGGGAGUUGCAUUUUACCACCUGGGUGACUACAACAAGGCACUCUACUACUUGAAAGAGGCAAGAUCCCGCCAGCCAACAGAUACCAAUGUCAUACGAUAUAUCCAGCUGACAGAGAUGAAGCUCAGCAGAUGUUCCCAGAGAGAGAAAGAAGCCUUGUGAAAAUGAAGCCGCUUCAGCUGAAGUGCCCAAAGGGGAACAUUUCCUUCCCAGAAGCCCAUUUGGUGGAUUUUCUUGUUUGCUCUGCCUCAUCCCCAUCUCCUCAUCCACCCACUCUCCCUUGCUCUUCAUUCAAUCUUGGUUUUGAAAAAAGAGACUUAGAUGCUGGGUAUGGCUGCAACAAUUACCAUUGCCAACCACGGUAAUACCCCUUCCCCAUGGCAGGAGAGCACAAUGGCUACAGCCAGCCUUGUUCCAAGACAGUGUCACACACCUGGAGGAGGCCAUAUGAGGGGACCUCUCUGGUCUCAAGCUGACUGCUACUACCUGUAGGGAAGCAACCCCCAGACAACCCCUUCCUGACCAGACAAGCUGGAGAAAAACAGUUUCUACUCUGAGUGAUAGAUGGAGCUUAGAAGAGCUAAGAAACCAAGAGACCACUGGUGAUUUCACAGGGGACAGCAAAUGCCUUUUUACCAUCAGCUCCCCCUGCCUGCUUCUCCGGUGUGUGCUAUCAGUCUCCAUUGAGAGCUCACGUGCUCCCAAUCCAAUUCCAGUGAAACUGUUUCUAAACAUCCUCUUAACGAAAGCACAGAGCACCCUACAAUACCCCCAAAGCUGUCCCAGUGCCAGAGGAGAAGGCUGUGGGGUACCACAGAAGGCUGAAUAGGCUGUCAAAGUGUGGUGUACAGUAUGAGGGAAAAACUGUGAAAUAAUUCAUUAAAGGCAAAUAAAAAUUAUUAAUAGGCAACAAGUCCAGGCAUUCCUUUUAGAAGGGACUUGUGGGUUUCCCGUAUCCAGACAGGCAACAUCAUCUAGUGGGGUUUGCGUAGGGUGGGGGACAGGGACGUCUCCAAUCAUGUACCAGCUCUGCCAAUGCCUUGCUGUGUGGUCUUGGGCAAGUCACUUAGCCUCUCUGUGCCUCAGUUUCCCCAUCUGUACACUGGGGACAAAAAUACUUCCCUACCUCGCAGGGGUGUUGUGAGGAUUUACUAGUUCAUGUUUGUAAGUAUAGUGAUGUACAGUGCUAAGUAUUACUAGUACAUUGGAUUGAGGUCUUGACUCUCCCACCUUGUGUUGGUGCUUCCUGUGUCCUUUUUUUUUCUUUUUUAGCAGAACAUGUUGCCAGCAAACAGGGCAGGACCAACAGCUUUUGAAGUCAUUUCAGCAGCCCCAAAGGGUCUCUCAGACCUACUGCGGCAGACUGAUCACUUCUGUGAAUUCAGGCUCAUUGGCUCAAGGAUUCUUUCCUGAAACUGCCAGUAAUGGGAUCAGUAAGUGGCACACACACAUCUCCAAUGGGGCUGCCCCACCACACUGGGCCAUGGGGAAUCACUUCCAGCUACAGGGUGAAUACGUGGUCUCGUCCUGUGGUGGCCAGUGCAGUGUGUGUGCCCCAAGAUAGCCCGCUCAACAUUUAGAUGAAGUGUGCAAACUGAAACACAGAAAGCAGAAAUCUGAACACACCAAGUUCUGUCGAGUGCUGCGUGCUCUGGUCCCAUUGGAUGUGGUAUUUGCAAACAGUGGGCUAUAUCUCACAUUCCAGCAGCAGUAUCUUGCGACAGUUUUUUUCCAGCCAAAACUUGGAAGAGUUGCUAGAGAAACAUCAAGGGAAAAGGAAAAUCUGUAUCACUGUGUCUGAAAAAAACAAAGCUAUGUUCUUUAGAUCAGGGAUACAUCCAGCCCACGCUGGGGGUGGGGAAGAGACUGUCUUAAAAUGACAUAUAAGCCUCUGAGAUAAGAUGGACCUGUGUCAGUUGUGUGAAACUUAUUACCUAGGAUGGCACCAGAAGUUCAUGUUUCUCAAGUGGGUGUUGGAAAGCAGCUGCUUCCCAAAAUCAGGAAUGCUGUGUGCAGCAACUGUGAAGGAAAGGGCUGUGUACUUAGGACAGCAUCAUCAACUCUCUUUAGAUAGCCUACGGCUCAUACAGCUCUGCCAGAAAUAACAAGCGCCUCUGCCCACCACUACCCAUGUCUAAGCAGCUGCUGCUAGGACAACCAUGGGUUUAAAGGCAGAGGACAAAUGAGAGGCAUUCUGUAAAUUGUUGUUCACUAGAAAAAGUUUAGGCAGAAUUGUGCUUGGGUGCCUGUUUUACAUGGUAUUGUGUAAAACAGAGAGAUAAAAAGAUGCAUGCAGUUCUCCGUAUCCUGUACACAUUACGGUGUACAGCAAAUGCAAAUAGAGGUGACUCCCCUGUACUUCAUAUUGCUCUUGACAGUUCACCACACAGCUGCAUGUUGCCCUUCACUAGGAUUGAAACAAGGAUUCACCCUGUAGGCCACGCACA